Plasmodium gaboni is the source of this 4629-nucleotide messenger RNA. RefSeq names its product putative DNA mismatch repair protein. Gene Ontology annotation, molecular function: ATP-dependent DNA damage sensor activity; mismatched DNA binding; ATP binding. Gene Ontology annotation, biological process: mismatch repair. The record is from RefSeq and is a predicted model, not a curated record. NCBI's taxonomy places the organism in Eukaryota, Apicomplexa, Aconoidasida, Haemosporida, Plasmodiidae. The coding region runs from base 1 to 4629 and encodes 1542 amino acids. Gene Ontology annotation, cellular component: nucleus. The transcript has 4 exons.
AUGUUUUUUAUGUGGUUAUAUAAAUAUAAGGUGUACAUGUUUGUCAUGUUUUUUUUUGUACUUGUUGAAAAUACGAUGAGUAUGAAAAAGAAUUUGAUGUUCACAUAUUUUAAUAAAAAAAAGUUUAUAUAUAUAAAGAAGAAUGUAUUAUUUUUGAAUAAUAAAUAUAUAAGUAAUUUAGUAUAUACUAAGGAAGAUGAUAUAUAUAAAAUUAAUGAGAUAAGUAAUGUUAUAGGAAGGAAUAGAAAGAAAAAAAAUAGAAACAUUAAUAAUGAUGAGGAUAAUGAUAAUAAUAGUAAUAAAAAUGAACUAGGUGAUAAUAUAAUAUCAUCGAAUAGAUAUAUUAAUAAUUUAUUUUUUACAAAUAAUAAAAAUACAUCAGCAGAUAUUAGAAAUAAUAAUAAUGAAGAUGGCCAUGAUAAUAUUAAUAAUAAUAAUAUAUUAGAUGCAUCAUAUAAUCAUGAUAAAUAUAAUUUGUCUGAUAAUGAAUUACAAUUAUAUAAAAAUAAAUGUAAAAUUCCACUGUAUUGGAUUAAAAAAUUAGAUAACCUAAAAAAUAUGAAUGCUAUAAAUUGUAUAGAAUAUUUAAAAGAUGAUAAUUUGUUAUAUUUUGAUAAUUAUAAAAACAAAGGAUUAUUAAAAUUUCUAAAUGAUGAAAAGAGAAAAUAUAGUAAUUGCAUAAUUUUAUCAAGAGUAGGAGAUUUUUAUGAAACAUAUGGUUUGGAUUCUAUAUUUCUCAUUGAAUUUUUAAACAUAAAAAAAAUGAAUAAUAGAUUAUCAUGUGGUUUUAUAAAGAGCAGUAUAAAUAAAGCUUUAAAUAUAUUAACUAACAAUAAUUUAAAUGUAUGUAUAUAUGAAGAAAUUAAUGAAAAAUCUUUAAAAAUGAAAAAGAGAUAUUUAUCUCAAAUAGUAACUCCUGAAUUUCCUAUAUAUUUAAAUAAUAUACAAUACUAUAAUAAGGAUGAAGAUAUACAACCAAACAAAAACAACAACAAUAAUAAUAAUAGUAAUAAUAUUAAUAAUAAUAAUAAUAAUAAUAAUAAUAAUAAUAAUAAUAGUAGUAGUUAUAAUAAUAUGGAUAAGUGUUUAGAUAGUUCCAAUCUGAGCGCACUAUCCUUUUUUAAUUCUUAUGAUCUAGAUGAUUAUUUUGUUAUAAAAGAAAUUGUUUGCAUAUAUAUAGAGAGCAAAAAUAUUUUUUCAUUAAGUAAAAUUAAUUUAAGCUUAAAAACUAUAUCUAUAUAUGAUAAUAUAACCUUUGAUGUUUUAAAUGUAUAUUUAAAAAAUACGAAUUUUUUAAAGGUAUAUAUACAUCAACAUACCAAUACAUCAUUUACAAAAAAAAUCACUGAAUUAUUCAAAAUAGAAAAUUAUUAUUUAUUUAAUAAUUUCAAGUCAAGUUUUUAUUUUCAUAUGUUUAUAUUAGACAAGUUAAAAAAACAAAUACAUGUAAAGGGCUUAUUCAGAUUAAUAAAGAAUAAAAAUGUCUUCAAAAUUGAAUCAGCAGAUUGUAAGAAGGAGGAAAAAUCGACAGAGCAACAAAUUAGUAAUUAUAUGAAUUAUAAGGAGAAUAAUAAAAUUAACCAUAGACGUAUAAAUAAUGUAAAUCAUAAUAUUGAUGAUAAUGAAAAUGAUAUCAUUAAUAAUAAUAAUAAUAAUAAUAAUGAUGUAGAGGAAAAUAUCGAUGUAGAAAUAAAUAAAAAUGAGGAAGAUAAUAAUAUUGAUAAGAUUAAAAAUAAAAACAUUAUAGAUAAUAAUUUUGAAUAUUCAUUUUCAUCUUAUUGCACACCUUUGAAUAUAUUUACGAGCUAUAAUAUGGGUAUAUAUAAACAGAAUAAUCAUUAUGAAAAUAAAAAUAAUUUUUUAUUUUAUAAUAUUAUUGAUAUAAAUAAUAAUAAUUCAAAUAGUAUAAAUAUAUCAGAAUCAUUAGAAUUUUUUAAGAAUAUUUUUCUUUUUUAUCCACCUUUUGAAGUUACAAAACAUAUAAGAUAUAUAAAUGAAUAUAUAAAAAACAAUAUGAAAGAUUUAAUUAUACCUAAUAUAAAACCAUUUAAGAAUAAUAUUAUUAUAUCUCUUUUAUCAAAUUUAAAAGCUGAUCAUCACAUUUUAAAAAAGAUAUUAGUAAAUAUAGAUGCAGUAUUAAAUUGUAUUAGAAAUUAUGAUUUCUCACUUUUAGUAUCAAUAUUUAAAGUAUUAAAUCAUCAAAAUUCUUUUAAAUUACAUAUAAUUAAAUUUUAUAAGCUUUUAAUGAAUAUUCAAAAAAUAAUGAAAGAUAAUUUGGAUUUAGGGUUAUGUUCGAAAUUCUCUUAUCAAUCAGAUAUUCAAGCAUUUAAUGAUUUUGUCAUAUAUCAUGAAAUGGAUGUAUAUAAUAUAAUUAAUGAAAAUCUUCUAAUUGAAGAAAAUAAAGAAUUAGAAAAUUCAAGAACAGAUUUAUUAAAUACAAUUAUAUCAAAUUAUUCAGAAUAUGAUAAAACAAAAAAUGGAGAUAAGGAUAUUAAUUUAUUAAACAAAAUGAUAAAAAUUGAUAAUGCUAAUGAUAUUAUAGGUAUAAAAAAAAAUAUAAAUAAAAAAAAAAAAACUGAACAAAUUUUAGAGUUUUUUCAUCCAUUAAAUAAAAAAUCAGAUGUUAUGAAAAAUGUAUAUGUAACUCAAGAUGUACAGAAUAAAAUUAAAAUCUAUUUAUUCUCAAUAUAUAAAAAGAAAAAAAAAAUAAAUGAAAUUAUUCACAAUAUAAAUAUACAAUUGUCUUCUUCAGUUCAUAUACUUUCAUUUGUGUCUAACUUCUUGCAAAUAAUUCAGGCUCUUUAUAACCAUACCGUUAAUAGUCUCAAGAAAGGGUGGUCCCUGCCAAUAUGUAAACACCUUCAUUUGUCAUAUGAAAAUGUGAGCUUCAACAAUAUCGACGAUAAGUUGGGUUAUAUACAAAAAAAAGUCUAUGACGACAAAGACGAAAUAAAAGAGGAUACAUUAACAAAGAAUGUUAAUACAAAUGAAACGUCGAAUAAUUUUAUAAAUGAUCAAAAAAAUACCAAAGAAUUUGUAAAAUUAUCUCUAUGUGAUGAAGAGAGAAUUUUAGAAAACGUAGACAAAGAUUCAGUAGAAGAAAUAAAAAAAAUGUAUAAAGAAAAAAAUUAUGUUAACGAUUCAAUAACAUAUAUAAUGGGAGCCAAACCAUAUAAUGUAAUAAAACAUAAUUUAAUUAAAUAUGAUUUCUUUUUGAAAAAGAAAAAUUUUAUUUUACUGACUGGAAAAAAUAUGAGUGGAAAAACUACAUUGUCUUUUACCAUUUUGAGUAUAUUAUUUUUGUCGAAUUUGGGUAUGUAUGCACCUUGUGAUGAAAAAAGUAUUAUAGGAAAGUUUCGAGAAUUUUAUAGUUUGAAAAAUGUAAAUUAUCAAGAGCAAAUUGAAAAUAUGUCUUUAUUUAGAGAACAAGCUUAUUACAUUAAUUCAAUUAUUGAAGAAAUAAAAGAAAAUUAUUCUAUAGAUAAAAGACCAACAAGAGAAAAAGAAAUUUUUAUUGUCCUCGAUGAACCAUGUAUAGCAACCACGCCUGUUGAUAAUGCAAUUAUUAUAAGCGCAGUCUCGGAUUACCUUAAAAAUUAUUGCGGAAUUAUAAUUACUCAUAAUUACGAUUUAUUAAACAAAAUAUGCCAGAGCGAAAAUAUCGUUUUUAAAAGAAUUAAUAAAGAUAUUAACUAUUUGAAAGAACAAGAUAAUAAAAUAGUUGGUAAAUUAGAAGACGGUAUUUGUAAAAACAGUGAAGCUUUAGAAACAUGUAGAUAUACAAAUAUCGAUCCACAUGUUUUAAAUUUAUUAAAUGAAUAUGAAAAAAAAUAUAAGUUUAUUCAUAAUUUAAGUAAUACUUUGUAUACAAAAUUUUUAGAAUAUAUUCAAUAUAGAAAAGAUGGGAAGUGUCUUAAUGACUUUUUUGAUCAAUAUAUAAAUGAUAUAAUAAAACAAAAGAGUGAUAAUCAUGAAAUACAAUAUAAUACACCUAGUAAUAUGGAAAAUAAUUAUAAUAACAGUUAUAUUUCAAAUAAUCAAAAGAAUUACAUAUCAGAAAAUCAAAAGUAUGAUAAUAAUUAUGAUAUGGAUUUCAUAAAAGAUAAAGAAUUAAAUAAUAUAAUAAAUUCUAAUAAUAAUAUACAAGAAUUUUUAAAUAAUUAUGAUAAAACAAGAAUAUAUAAUGAAAAUCUAAAUAAUAAUAAACUAGAACAAUAUGAUAACUCAAUAAUUUACGAUAAUAAACUAAAUGUUAUAAUUAAAAAAAUUGAAGAAGUAUCAAAUAAGAAGGUUAUAAAAAUAGGAAUGAAUGAAGAAGUACCUAUUUAUUAUAAAAAUAAAAGUAUUGUUUAUAUUUUAUGUAUUUUUUCAAAAAAUGAAAAUGAUCCAUAUUUUUAUAUAGGUAUAAGUGAUAAUAUAUCAGAAAGAAUAAAAUGUCAUACAAGAAAUUUAUUAAAUAAUAAAAAUCUUUUAAAAAAUCCAAAGAAAAAUAAUCUAUUAAAUUAUAAAUAUGAUUGGACUAAAUUCUAUAUUUUGCUUUUUCAUGUGGAUAAUAAAAUGAUUGCAUCGAAAUAUGAAAAGGAGCUUUCUAAUUUGUUGAAGGAUAAUUAUAAUAUAUUAUCUAAAUAA